Messenger RNA from Centropristis striata (black sea bass), 6671 nucleotides. RefSeq names its product NEDD4-like E3 ubiquitin-protein ligase WWP1. Bases 218 to 3088 code for a protein of 956 amino acids. The record is from RefSeq and is a predicted model, not a curated record. The transcript is spliced from 25 exons. Gene Ontology annotation, molecular function: ubiquitin protein ligase activity; protein binding. NCBI's taxonomy places the organism in Eukaryota, Metazoa, Chordata, Actinopteri, Perciformes, Serranidae. Gene Ontology annotation, biological process: ubiquitin-dependent protein catabolic process.
GAGGCGCGCGUGUCGCCCGUGCGUUCUGCUGCUCAGAGAUGGCCAGAGAGCCGUAGCGGACUGUGGGGCCUGUACGGUGGGACUCUACCGACAACCGGAACGUUAGCUCCGCAGAGACGCAGAGGAACAACGGACAAGAGGAACCAUGGGACACGGAGUGGGCUGAACCAGAGGGUCUAGCAGCACACACCAAUUGUUUCCCACUGUGGUGUAUGACAUGGCCACGGCCUCAUCUAGAGCAGACUCUAGCCAUAACCACAGAGGAACGUCACAGCUCCAUGCCAUUGUUUCCUGUGCCAAAAUCAAGAGGAAGAAGAGUCUGUUUGGGGCUGCCAUUUAUGUGGAGGUGACAGCGGAGGGGGAGUCCCGCCGCACGGUGAAGUCUCACAGCUCCUCCAGUCCUAAAUGGGAUGAGAGGCUCACUCUGAAUGUAACACCACACACACAGGUGGAUUUCAAAGUAUGGAGUCACCACACCCUGAAGGCAGACGCACUGCUGGGCAAAGCCACGCUGGACCUAAUUCAAGCCUUGGAGCAGCAUGACAGAAAAUUGGAGAAUGUGAAGGAGGUGCUGAAACUAAACGUGGAGCAGAAGGGAGCCGUGGUUCCAACAGGGGAGCUAACUGUCUACCUAGAUGGUCUGACUGUCACUGACCCGGAAGAACUAGCACCGCUUACCAACGGCAAUGCAGCAAAUGGCACCAAAGUCCAACAGAAUGGUGAUGCCAUCCAUGAAAAUGGAGAUGACUCUUCUUCUUCCUCAAGGGCUGCCAACAGCACAGUGAAUGGUACGGACUUGGGCCCGAGGUCAAGUUCCUGUUCAGCCUCCAAUGGAGUUGAUGGUCAGGUGCCUUCCAGCUCCUGCAGCCCCGCCCUCAGUCACAUCCUGAAUGGAGAUGCCACAGCCAGCUCCACCCCAGUCCACCAACCCUCAGAUAGCGACACAGAGAGUAGGACGGUCAAUGGGGAGUCUUGUGAUGCUGCUCUGGAGCCAUCGUCUGCUUCAACAGGUGAUGUGCUGCCCCCUGCAGAUGACCACGAGGACUGCAAUCAAGAUGCCGCCCCACCAGACCCUGACACAGCACCAGAUAGCACAUCUCAAUCCCCUCCACCCUCCACACAGGCUCCAGCCUCCUCCUCUUCUGCUGCUAAGCCUGCUGACGGCACUGCAGCUGCACCCUCCACAUCCACCUCCACGGCGCAGGGGGUCCCCACAAUCACAACCUCUUCAUCGUCGUCCUCUCCCCCCCCAGCAGCGGGAGAAGCGAAUGCUUCAGGAGGCGGGGGCAGUAGCAGUAGUAGCAGUGCAGCUGCUACUACAGAUGGGGCCAAGCCCAGGCAGCAGGCCCCCAAUGCUGGGGCCGCAGAUCCUCUGCCACCAGGGUGGGAGCAGAGGAAAGACCCGCACGGGAGAACUUAUUAUGUAGACCACAACACCAGAACUACAACCUGGGAAAGACCACAGCCACUACCACCAGGGUGGGAGCGCCGAGUGGAUGACCGGGGCAGGAUCUAUUAUGUGGACCACAACACUCGCACCACCACAUGGCAGCGUCCCACUAUGGAAUCAGUCCGCAAUUUUGAGCAGUGGCAGAGCCAGCGCAGCCAGCUGCAGGGAGCUAUGCACCAGUUUAACCAGAGAUACCUCUACUCUGCAUCCAUGAUGUCUGCUGAGAAUGAUCCUCUUGGCCCGCUACCUCCUGGAUGGGAGAGGCGUGUGGACUCCAAUGACCGAGUGUACUUUGUCAACCAUAACACCAAGACAACACAGUGGGAAGACCCUCGAACCCAAGGGCUACAGAAUGAGGACCCUCUUCCUGAAGGUUGGGAGAUCCGGUACACAAGGGAAGGGGUUCGCUACUUUGUCGAUCACAACACCCGAACCACCACAUUCAGCGACCCUCGCACGGGAAAGUCCUCUGUCACCAAAGGCCCUCAGAUUGCCUAUGAGCGCAGCUUUCGAUGGAAGCUUGCCCAUUUCCGCUAUUUGUGCCAGUCCAAUGCUCUCCCAAGCCAUGUGAAGAUCACAGUCUCCAGACAGACGCUGUUUGAAGACUCUUUCCAACAAAUUAUGGCCCUGAAGCCUUACGACUUGAGGAGGAGACUCUAUGUUAUCUUCAGAGGCGAGGAGGGUCUGGACUAUGGUGGCCUAGCCCGAGAGUGGUUCUUCUUGUUGUCCCAUGAAGUGCUGAACCCCAUGUACUGCCUAUUUGAGUAUGCUGGCAAGAGCAACUACUGUCUGCAGAUCAACCCGGCCUCCGCUAUCAACCCAGACCACCUCUCCUACUUCUGCUUCAUUGGCCGCUUCAUUGCAAUGGCACUUUUCCACGGCAAGUUUAUUGACACCGGCUUCUCUCUGCCUUUCUACAAACGCAUGCUGAACAAGAAACUAAUACUCAAAGACCUGGAGUCCAUUGACCCUGAGUUCUACAAUUCACUUAUAUGGAUCAGGGACAACAACAUUGAAGAGUGUGGUCUGGAGAUGUACUUCUCAGUGGACAUGGAGAUCCUUGGGAAAAUCACCUCUCAUGACCUCAAACCUGAUGGCGCCAAUGUUCUAGUCACUGAGGAGAACAAGGAGGAGUACAUCAGUCUGAUGGCAGAGUGGAGGUUCUCCCGUGGGGUUGAAGGUCAGACCAAAGCGUUCCUGGACGGCUUCAACGAGGUCGUUCCACUGCAGUGGCUCCAGUACUUUGAUGAAAAGGAGCUUGAGGUGAUGCUGUGUGGCAUGCAGGAGGUCGACCUCCAGGACUGGCAGAGGAACACUGUGUACCGCCACUACACACGGAACAGCAAACAGAUCAUCUGGUUCUGGCAGCUGGUGAAAGAGGUGGACAACGAAGUGCGACUGCGGCUCAUGCAGUUCGUCACUGGAACCUGCAGGCUUCCUCUGGGCGGCUUUGCUGAACUCAUGGGAAGUAACGGGCCCCAGAAGUUCUGCAUUGAGAAAGUUGGGAAGGACACAUGGCUUCCUCGGAGCCACACAUGUUUCAACCGUCUGGACUUGCCUCCUUAUAAGAGCUUCGAACAGCUGAAAGAAAAGCUGCUGUUUGCCAUCGAGGAAACCGAAGGAUUUGGCCAAGAAUAGAGGGAGGUGUUCUCUUCUGUGUCUCUCCCUCACCCAUCGCUGUUUAUCAGCCAAGUUAAACAAACUACAAAAAAAAAAUUGCACAAAAUAACCACCAAUGUAUAUAAGCUAUUUUGUCAUUUUAAAACCAAAUCUUAAUUUGCAGCAUCAUUUGUGCCGCAAUCCCGUUCCCUAGCCCUUAAAUAUUAUAUGAUACCCCAUCAUGAAAUAUGCAAGCAUUUCAGCAUUUUUGCUCUUCUGUUUAAAAACAGAAAUCAUGGAUAUUUUUUUAAUUUCCUCCCCACUGCUGACUGGGUUUUUAAAAGAGACUGAAAGUGUUUUUGAGAGGAUUUUUUUAGAUGAAGCGCAAUCUUCUUUUUAAAGCUCUAGUUCUAUAGAGCUUGUGAAUGGUAAGAGUAGUAUUGGGGUCUGGUGCCUGAAUUUUUCCCCCCCGUUGGACCCAUAGUAAUUGUUGCAAUUUUUGCGUGCUUGCAUGGCUGCCUCUGAAGAUGAGAAGACUGCUGCGGCCACCCUCUACCACCACCUAUACACACAAAGACAUUUUAGCAUGGAUACUCCGUCUCUUAAUGAGCUUUUUUAACCAUUAUCAUGAAGAUGGCAUUCAUGGAUGAACUGAUUUCUCCCUCAAUAAGUUUCUGGACACCAGCCCAGAGUAAGAAGCAUCAUUGGAUCCUCACACUUGGAUAAAGACUAAAGUUAGGAAAAAACCUAAUGGCAGCAUUAGGUUGUGGAGAAACUCUACUAUAUCACAUGGAACAUGGGGACUCGAGGAAACCGACAUAAAAGAGUGUGUGAUGACACGCUCAGAGUUCAUUUAAAGAUUGAGCCGUUUGGGGAAAAAAACAACAAAAGAAAAAAAAGAUGCCUCUGGUUCAGUAGGUCAGGUGUGCUUGGCUGAUUCUUUUUGCCUCUUCAGAUUUUGAUCUGGGACUUUAAAGUGUCUCUAGUCCUAUGAUCACGCUUAUUCGAUAUAAAGAUCACAUUUAAACAUCUCAGUUAUAUAUAUCACAAUAGACAAAUCCCCCACGCAAACAUUAUCACUGUAGCAUGAUGCAUACUUAACGAAAAGGGACAUUUGGGUUGUAAAAAGAUCCAGACUUCUCAUUUGUAUGAAUGUACUUUUGUACAUUGCAGAAAGAAGCUGUUAGCUGUCAGCUGUUACCAACCAUAAAUAAUUACAACUGAAGCCACUGCUGCCUAACAAUCCUUUAUUAUUGCAAAAUAUGUUAAUAUCAUAGCAGUAAAUGAUCUUCAACGUUCCAUGGAGGGUUUUUUCAGUUUUGGUCAGUGGUAAUAAAGCAUUUUACUAAAACAAUAUAUACAGUACUUUGCAAAUGUGGUAGACAGGUGUGGAAAAAUGUCUGGAAGAAUUGAUGCUGGGUGGUCACACCAAAUUGAUUUGAUUUAAAUUCUUCUUCUGUUCACUCAGUUUUAGUUUCACUUUUAACAUUUAACAUUUUCGUUAACUGAAAUAAAAAUAAAAAAACAAGUUUUUAAAAAAACGAUAACUAACUGUGUUUUGUGGUUACAAAACUAACUAAAACUAACUAAGUGACAGUGAAAAUGUCCUUUGUUUUCGUCUUUUUGGUUGGUAUGAAACGUAUCUAUCUGGUUUUAUGACUUAAUAAACUUAUUGGGGCUGAGAUGGAUCAGACAAAGGAAAUAUUUAUUAUGACCUUUUUGAAUCUCUCACCUAACAAAUACCCCAUUACAAAUAAAACUAAAACUGAGUGAACUAAAACUAAAACACAUUGCAUUUGUUAAUUGAUAAAAACUAAACUAUUAAAAUUAAUAUUUUUGAAAGCAUUCCUAUUUUACAGCAAAUUUUCACUGCCUUAAACUUUUGCACAGUACUGUACACAUCUGUUUUCACAUCUUGAGUGACUUGAAAGCAAAAGGGAUGUCAUGAGAACCAAUAAUUAGCACAAAGACAAUGGCUACAUUCUGAAAACACCACAGUACUUCUACAGUCCUGCAGGUAGAACAGGGAACAGGGAACCAUGCUGCAGUGCACAGAGCUCCCCCUCCUUGCACAGGGAGUCAGCAUGCUCUGAGUUCACUGUUCAGCCUCUUUAAAGUCUGCCCGGUAACACAAACUUUGCAUAUGGAAGCAUGGAGUGAAACUGUGCUAAGUUUGUCUUUAUUCCAGACAGAACAUCAUGAUUAAAUUUCAGCCUGUAUGCACGUGUUUCCAGUGUAACGUUAUUGAGUUAACACUGAUAGAGAGAGCAAAAAAUUAGUAACUACUGUUCUAUAAAUUCCUCCUUUAAGUGCCAGAGACUGUUUCAAAUACCCAGAAGAUAACGGACUGUGGUGGUCAGAAACAACGAGAUAGAACGAGAGUUUCUGAUGAAAUGAAGGUUCUACUAAUUCUGCAUGUCAGGAAGAAUUAAAUGAUUUAUAUUUAGUUUUUUGACUGUGGUAUCAAAUUCAGUAUGGGGAAAUGUGAAAUUUCACUGGUAUUGGUAUCGACUACUAAAUUUCUGGUAUUGUGACAUCCCGAGAAAGCAAUGCAUAGAAAUGUUGCAUGCAGGCAGCACAGACUUCAAACAGGCCAAAUAAAAUAAGCAUAAGCAUAAAACGUUUUUUAAGGGGUUGGUAGGUGUACCAGAAAUGUAAGAAUGAAAGUAUUAACAGGGUCAUAAACCUGUAAAUUGUUAGAAAAAAAACAUUUCUGUCCCAUUCAGUGUCUAUCUGCUAUUUAGCUGUGCAGUCAGCAGCUUUAUUAGCAGUUCACCUCCACAGAAUGACCUUAAAGCCAUUAUAGUGCUGAGCCCAUUUCCCUGAGAUCAUCCAGUUUAAUUUAUUCAGCCCAUGUUUAAUCUCAUUCUCAGGUUCUGUGCUGAGGUGAGAUAGCCUUAGUUUAAUACUGAUGUGUACGUGUGUGUGUACGUGUGUGUAAAUCAUACAAGUUGCAGGAAAAAAUAAAAAAAGCCUUCACGUACUGAUCAUAAAAUGAGUUAAUGAGACACUAAAGUGCCACAGACCAAAUAACGUGUGGAAAGCUUCCACAGCGUGGCUCCUCAGCAGCCUAAGGUCUGCCUGGAGACUGACACAGCAUCACAGUGCUAUAUGUUGUGCGUUUUUUUGUUUUUGCACCCCCACGUUCCCCUCGUCCUUUUCUUUCCUUUAAAGGAACACUCCACCGUUUUUUCAUAUUAAAACAUGUUAUUCGGGUAAGUAAGACGAGUUGAUACAGACCUCUUGCGUCUCAAUGCGUGCACUCAAUCGCCCUGGCGCGCGGCGCCACUUGGCUAGCACUUAGCUUAGCCCAGUUCAUUCAUUAGGAUCCAAACAGAUGGACAGUUAGAAGCGACCAAACUCCUCCACGUUUUCCCUAUUUAAAUACAGCUACACGAGUAGUUAAACGACCAAGUAUGGCGACACAAAAUAAAACGUGGCGCUUUUCUAAGCGGAUAAAAAGGAGAACUAUAAUGUAUGGCGGAAUAGCACUUGGGAGCACUUCGACUCGGCGCAGUAAUAUCAUCACUCCUGAAAAAUCUUCUCCCCUCAGGAGUCUGUUUGGAUCCUAAUGAAUGAACUGGGCUAAGCUAAGUGCUAGCCAAGUGGCGCCGCGCGCCAG